This is a messenger RNA of Suillus fuscotomentosus, 285 nucleotides long. RefSeq lists its product as uncharacterized. The transcript has a single exon. The record is from RefSeq and is a predicted model, not a curated record. The annotation marks the transcript as partial. NCBI's taxonomy places the organism in Eukaryota, Fungi, Basidiomycota, Agaricomycetes, Boletales, Suillaceae.
AAUAUGCUACAAAGUAUCCUAAGCAUCUUUGCUCAUUCAACAGGAACUCCAGCAAAGGUUAUUGACCUGCUUGCUCAUGCUGGCCUUUCUGUGAGCAUCUCGUCUAUCAAAAAGGCAGUAGUGUCACUGUCAGUCAAAGCUGGUAUCCACAUUAAACAAUCCAUACACACCUUGCAAAUGGCACUCACAUACAAUAACUUUGAUAUCGACUUCAAAACCUCUCAGCCCACUGUUGAACAUCAAUCAACAUUCAUCAGUGUAAUCUCAGCAAUGGUGAUUCCAUUG